AUUGAAACUUUAACGUUGAUAUUCUUGGCCUCUUUUGACAUGAUUUAUUUCUUACCAUACCCUGUCAUCCUUUAGGAACAUGGUGCUAGAGGUCAGUGUCAAGGUAAUGUAUGCUGCUUAUCUGAUAGUUGCUUUGUAGUCUCAGUUCAAACUGGACAGCUGUAAAAAGUAGACAAGUGUUAGCAUGUGCGGUGUCCUAUAUGCAUAUGUGUUCAUCCUCCAAUGUCUCCUUGCACUGGGGGAUUAUCCCUUCAGAAAUACAUCCCUACCGUGGGAUGUGAGGGUAGAGGACCUAGUCGGGCGCCUCACCCUGGAGGAGAUGCAAGAACAGAUGGCCCGAGGGGGACAUGGUAAUUUUGGAGGACCUGCUCCCGCUAUCCCUCGUCUAGGUAUCGGCCCCUACUCCUGGAACACGGAAUGUCUGAGGGGAGACGUGGGGGCGGGGAAUGCCACAUCCUUUCCCCAAGCUCUAGGGUUAGCAGCUGCCUUCAGCAAGGACCUUAUAUACCGGGUUGCGGAGGCCACUAGUGUUGAAGUGCGUGCUAAAUAUAACGACUUCAUCAGCAAAAAGCAGUACGGCGACCACAAAGGCAUAAGCUGCUUCAGCCCCUUCAUGAACAUCAUGAGGGACCCAAGAUGGGGACGAAACCAGGAGGUUUUUGGAGAAGAUCCGUACAUGUCUGGUGUUUUUGCCGCCAUGUCUGUGAAAGGCCUGCAAGGUAAAGACUCACGCUUCAUCAGAACUAAUUCCGGUUGUAAAGUCCUCGACGCCUACGGUGGACCAGACAGCAUCCCCGUACCUAGACAUAAUUUUUCAGCCGUGGUAUCAGUACGAGACUGGCGUACAACAUUCCUGCCAGCGUUUCGUGCCUGCGUCAAGGCUGGGACUUACAACAUCAUGUGCAGCUACAACAGCUUCAACGGCACGCCAGCAUGUGCCAACGCCCUGCUCCUGACAGAUGUUCUCAGGAACGAAUGGAACUUCACUGGCUACGUCGUCAGCGACCAAGGAGCCAUAGAGAGAAUAAAGACAACACACCACUACCUAGACAACGGAGUAGACAUAGCUGCAGCAUCGGUGAACGCUGGUGUUAAUCUGGAAUUAUCUGAGAAUCUUCCUCAUCCCUACUUCUCCCUAAUCACUGAAGCAGUUAAACAAGGCAAGCUGACGGAAGAUUUGAUUCGGGAGAGAGUGAAACCAUUGUUUUAUACCAGAAUGAGGCUUGGAGAGUUUGAUCCACCGGAAACGAACCCGUACACUAAGCUGAACAUGUCUGUCAUCGAGAGUGAGGCCCAUAGAGCCCUGGCAGUUGAAGCAGCGAUGAAAUCCUAUGUCUUGCUGAAGAACGCGAACAACUUCCUCCCUUUGACAAAGAAAUAUAAUUCUAUUGGGGUGGUUGGUCCAAUCGCCAACGACAAAAUCAACAUAUUUGGCGACUACGCCCCCGACUCUGAUCCCCGGUUUACCAUGACUGCCCUGGAUGGCAUCAAACAGUUGUCCUCAAAUGUCCAAUAUGGCGCUGGCUGCUCAAACACUUCCUGCACGAACUACAACUCUUCCUCUGUUCAAGAAGCUGUGUCUGGGAAAGACUUAGUGUUCAUCUGCCUGGGAACGGGGCAAGAGAUCGAAAGUGAAGCACGUGACAGACCAGAUAUUGAACUUCCUUCAGGACAAGCCGAACUAUUACUAGAUUCACUCAAAUUCAGCGCAAAUACGCCAAUCGUCCUUCUGCUGUUCAAUGCCGGGCCUCUGAACAUUACCAUGGCGGAUGCCAAUCCACAGGUUGCCGCCAUCUUGGAAUGUUUCUUCCCUGCUCAGGCUACAGGAGAAGCUCUGCGCCGUGUGCUCACCAUGGAUGGGCCGGGCUCUGUUCCCGCUGCCAGACUGCCCUACACAUGGCCUAAGAGCCUUGAUGGAUUUCCAGCCAUGACAAAUUACUCGAUGGCUGGGCGAACGUACAGAUACUACGAGGACGAGCCAUUGUACCCUUUCGGCUAUGGCCUCUCCUACACCCAGUUCUCCUACUCCAAACUACAGUACCCCAACACCAUACAGGCAGGGCAAGAUGUCGAGGUCUCCGUUCUCCUGGAGAACAUAGGGAAACAUGAGGGUGACGAGGUUGUUCAGAUGUAUAUAUCCUGGGACAACGCCAAUGUGACAGUUCCACAGCGACAGUUGGUAGCCUUCGAACGUGUCACCAUUGCUGCCAAAGGCCUCCAAGCAGUUCACAUGACGGUGUCAGCAGAGAGCAUGGCUGUCUGGGUGGACGACUCGGGGUGGGUGAUAGAACCAGGGAACAUCCGGAUGUUUGUUGGUGGACAGCAGCCAAAUCAACAAAAGUCAGCAGCAUCAAGAGUGUUGGAGGGUGGAUUCAAAGUCGAGGGAUCCAAGUACCUUGGCGUGUAUUAAGACUGAUUAUCUUUUUAUUAAUUAAUAAAAUGUGCCUUGUUGCAAAAACAGUAA
This is a messenger RNA of Haliotis rufescens (red abalone), 2464 nucleotides long. RefSeq names its product beta-D-xylosidase 1-like. NCBI's taxonomy places the organism in Eukaryota, Metazoa, Mollusca, Gastropoda, Lepetellida, Haliotidae. Gene Ontology annotation, molecular function: xylan 1,4-beta-xylosidase activity; alpha-L-arabinofuranosidase activity. The transcript has 12 exons. Gene Ontology annotation, biological process: arabinan catabolic process; xylan catabolic process. Gene Ontology annotation, cellular component: plant-type cell wall. Bases 185 to 2410 code for a protein of 741 amino acids. The record is from RefSeq and is a predicted model, not a curated record.